UAGGAUGUCAAUUAUAAAAUAAAAAUAUAUAUGAGACUUGUUAAUGACAAUCUAUAGCUAUUUUCAGAAAAUUUAAGAGAUAUGGAAUUUAUCAUUUUUAUCGUUUAGUUUCAAAAUGGCGAGGUUUAACACUGAAAUUAGACGAUUUGAUUACCCAAACUCAGGUUUAAACCAGCCUGAAGAACUUGGGUGCUUCUCAUUAGAUAUUAACAGAGAAUUUCACGAUGAUAACAGCCAGAGGAAAUAUUUCAUUAAACCUUCAAAUUAUGAUGAUGUUAGAUUUGAUCUGACAAAAGGAUACGAGGGAAUGGUGAAAAGAGAUGAAUUUAAGGACGAACAGAUCGACCAUCUUCUGAAAUGGAUAAAUAACCAUGAGCUGGGAAAUAUGCAAACCGACUUUAUAUGCCGCAGGGGUUUGUUAAAUCGUUUAAUGCGUACCCCGUAUGCGAAAGAAGAUGACUGGAAGUUCGCCGUGACCCUCCACAAAGGUACCUACUACCUUUGUGAAUGUCCCACUGACCAGAGUCUGGCAACAAUAAAACAAAUGAUGGGAGAAAAGGACGAAGAGAUGUGUGGAUGGGGCUGCAAGUUUGAGCAGUAUCUCACCGCAAGUUCCGCAGAUUCCGAUCCAACUCCAGACCUGCAAUAUAACAACUGUGAAAACUUUUAUACAGUUGUGAAAGCCACGAUCGGCUCCCACACACUAGUGUACUCUGGUGAGGUUGAUGCUGUAAGUACGGAUGGAAAUUUUGGGGAACAUUAUGUUGAGUUCAAAACCAUGAAACAUUCCGCGUUGCAGAGACCAGGUUUCAAAAGGUACAAGCUCCGAAAUUGGUGGGCACAAAGUGUUCUUGUUGGCGUUCCCGAGAUCGUUGUUGGGCUCCGUGAUGAUGCUGGCAUUGUUACCAAGCUACAAACAUACAAAACUCAAGAUUUACCAAUGAUGGUCGGAAACAAUGUUCCAUGGAAGCCCAAUGUUUGCUUCAACUUCCUUGACCAACUCCUUGCCUUCAUCAAAUCUAAUGUGACGAUAGAUGAUCCAAGGCUCGUUCACCUGCUGGAGUUUUCAGGCGGGGAUGCGACUUGUACCCGGCUUACAAGGGACUCCGAAUAUACUUUCCUGCAUGAAUGGUAUACUCACAAUUAGCCUGGAGUAUGUAGAUGCUUGACUCUGAUCAAGAUCAAACCGGUUCGAUGCAACGUCAUUGACUUGAUUAGGGCAGCUGAAUGAUUGAGACAUCUAACCCUAUGUUAUAGACAUAAUAAAAAAUGUGCUUAGACAAUUUAAGCAUUAUUUAACCAAAACGGUCCCCCGUUCCGAUGCAGCACUUACUUACAAUAUUUUUUUAUCGCAGUUGAAAGCUCAAAUACUCUACGACAUUAAGUUCUUAAUGUUUGGUAACUUCCCCCUCUAUCCUCCUUUAUGUGGUCCCUCUCAUAGAAGCUUACAAAUCAUGGUCCAAAGUGUCCCAGUCAUUUAAUUCCUCCUGCUUCUUUGCAUCAAUGCUCUUAGUGGUUAUGUCUGGUUAUUGUUAUUCGUUAUUAAUUCUCAAAUUUCUCUAUGGACUGAUUUGCCCCAACAUAACUGUCACCCUUUUGUCAGUAAACCACAAGUGUGUAUACAUGACAGGCUUAUAUAUCUGCUGUGAAACCCUGUCAUCACAGUAAAAACAUUGGUUGUUGGUAUCAGAUGUUGAUGUAUACUAUAAGUAAACCGCUGAUCAAGUAUACACAGUGCUAAAGCUGCCGUACCUCAUCCCUAACACAACAUGGAUCUCAUGACUGUGUAUUAGACGCUAGUAAAGAGGGAGAGACUACUCCUCGGUCCAAAUUUACUAAGAGUUGGGUAUUUGUUGACAGCCAUAAUGAGUGUCCGUCAGAAAAAAAUAACAUUGUCCCAGUCAUAUUAUCUGCGCUAGAUACGUUAGUCUUAUCUUCUCUGUUUCACGAUGGGCAAUGUAAAUGGAGCUCCUUUCUCCGUUUUAUGUUAUAUUGCAUAUGCUCCUUCUACUUUGAAAAGUUACUAAACUUUAAAAAAGUUGUAUUUGCUUGCAUGUAUUCAAUCAUUCAUUUAUAUAUCACCAACAAAUAUAUUUUAGUUGCUCUCAUUUGGAUACCUAGUGCUGAAUAUUGUCUGCUUCAGUGAAAAUCAUAGGGAUGUUACUCUAAUAUUGAAGAAUUAUCACACCUUGCAUCAAAUGAUUAUCAAUUAUGCUUGAAUACUUUAUAGAAGUGUUGACUGAAGUUGAUUUGUUGUCAAACUGUAUGCUUCCCUUUAUUUUUACCAGCGUAUUUUGAAUAGUAUCAAACAGACUUAAUGAUCACUUCCAUUAGGGACGCAAAAUUUCAACUAAGUAUGCGAUUGGUAAACGCGCCUACCGGGAAACAUUAGACAUUCCGCGGCUAAACUUCAGACACUAUUUUUUACGUAAAACACGCCAAAUUGUGUUAUGUGUGUUUGAAAUUUUAGGCUUCUAUUUUGCAAUAGUAUGUUUUUAUAGUUUUGUGUAUAUAAUUACGUAUGCUUCUGUUGUGAUUUGUUAUAUUCUUCGUUCUAAUAAAUAAAUAA
Mya arenaria is the source of this 2569-nucleotide messenger RNA. RefSeq names its product decapping and exoribonuclease protein-like. Bases 116 to 1147 code for a protein of 343 amino acids. Gene Ontology annotation, molecular function: mRNA 5'-diphosphatase activity. The transcript is spliced from 7 exons. NCBI's taxonomy places the organism in Eukaryota, Metazoa, Mollusca, Bivalvia, Myida, Myidae. Gene Ontology annotation, biological process: NAD-cap decapping; nuclear-transcribed mRNA catabolic process. Gene Ontology annotation, cellular component: cytosol; nucleus. The record is from RefSeq and is a predicted model, not a curated record.